Hibiscus syriacus is the source of this 1532-nucleotide messenger RNA. Its product is annotated as 3-ketoacyl-CoA synthase 19-like. NCBI's taxonomy places the organism in Eukaryota, Viridiplantae, Streptophyta, Magnoliopsida, Malvales, Malvaceae. The record is from RefSeq and is a predicted model, not a curated record. Gene Ontology annotation, biological process: fatty acid biosynthetic process. Gene Ontology annotation, cellular component: membrane. Bases 57 to 1487 code for a protein of 476 amino acids. The transcript has a single exon. Gene Ontology annotation, molecular function: acyltransferase activity, transferring groups other than amino-acyl groups.
GAUGCAUGAAUGUUUUACACAACUAAAGCUCACCUCUUCACUCUUUCUCAAAAUCAAUGGAGUUGUUCACAACAAUAUGUUUUUCACUUGUUUCCCUCAUUAUUUCCUAUUUUUACAAAAGGGUUUUUCAGACGAGAAGCCAUUGUUGUUACAUGUUAGCUUACGAGUGUUUCAAAGCAACGGACGACAGGAAACUCGACACCGAAUCUUGUGUAAGAGUCGUCACGAGGAACAGGAAUCUUGGUCUGGAUCAGUACAGGUUUCUGUUGCAAACAAUGGUGAAUUCUGGUAUCGGGGAAGAAACUUACGGCCCAAGAAAUGUGCUCGCGGGCCGAGAAGAAACACCUACAUCAAACGAUGCUUACGAAGAAAUAGACGAAAUCAUGUUCGAAACACUCGACAGGCUGUUUCUGAACACCGGCGUUUCGCCGUCCGACAUUGAUAUACUCGUUGUCGAUGUCUCGUUGUUUUCUCCAGCGCCGUCGUUGACGGCUCGAAUAGUUAACCGAUAUAAGAUGAGGGACGACAUUAAGACCUUUAGCUUGUCCGGUAUGGGGUGCAGUGCAAGCAUGGUGGCGGUCGAUCUCGUCCAACAGCUAUUUAAGAGUUAUGCGAACGCGUACGCGGUGGUUGUGAGCACGGAAGUGAUCGGUCCCCAUUGGUACUGCGGCAAGGAGAACUCGAUGAUGUUGUCGAAUUGUUUGUUCCGAUCGGGUGGAUGCUCGGUUCUUUUAACGAACAAAUCGUGCUCGAAACAUCGAGCAUUGAUGAAAUUAAACCACUCGGUUCGAACCAACAUCGGAUCCAACGACGAAGCGUACGGAUGUUGCAUACAAGUCGAAGACAAACAAGGCUACAACGGUUUCCUCCUUACUAGAAACCUAACAAAAGCUGCCGCAAAAGCAUUCACUAUGAAUCUCAAAGUCCUAGUCCCCAAAAUCUUACCCACCCUGGAACUUGUUCGAUUCGCCGUCGUUUCGGCCUAUAAAACCAACAAAAAAACCGCCACACCCGAAUCAUCGUCAACAACAUCAUCAUCAAAAACAAACUUGAAUCUAAAAACCGGCAUCGACCAUUUCUGCAUUCACCCCGGUGGAAAAGCCGUGGUCGAUGGGCUCGGAAAGAGCUUAGGACUGACCGAAUACGACAUGGAACCGGCUCAAAUGGCGCUGCACCGAUUCGGAAACACAUCGGCCGGCGGGCUGUGGUACGUUUUAGGGUACAUGGAGGCCAAGAAGAGGCUUAAGAAAGGUGACAAAGUCCUAAUGAUAAGCUUGGGAGCUGGUUUUAUGUGCAAUAACUGUGUUUGGGAAGUGAUGAAAGACUUGGAAAAUGGAAAUGUAUGGGAAGACUGUUUAGAUCGUUAUCCGGUUUCAAGGAAGAAGAUGAUGAACCCUUAUGCGGAGAAGUACAGUUGGAUCAAUGACGAGUGUCUCAACUUUGUUAGAUUGGAUUUUUCAAAUCUCAUUCUUUCCCCCACUUCCUGAUUCUGUAUUUUCUUCCGAUAAUUAUAAUAUUUAGGUUUGCCUUCA